UGCGACGCAUGUGUCAUGAUCACAGGCACAGAGCAUGUCGUACGCGUCACCCGUGCGAUCACGCUGGUCAGCCAUAGUAUCGUUCAGAACACUGUCGCGUCUUGCUACCCUUAGCACCGGAAUCGUUCGUUGCGGCGCGUGGCUUGCAGUGGGUGCUAGAGGUCGUACGAGCAAUAUCUCCGCCUUUGUCGGCAGCAACUCGGCCGUCGCCCGACCACGCAAGACCAGCAUCAACAGCAUGGCUGCAAGCCCUCUCAUGGAAGGUGCAGGGAAUCACAUCCAGCGGGUCGAUACUCUGGAAACCGAGAGAGCGCUUGUCAGCAAGUACGAAGCCUUCGUGUUCGAUUGCGAUGGCGUUUUAUGGGGAGGCAGCCACGCCAUCGAAGGUUCACUGGACACGGUGAAGGCGCUACGGCGCGCCGGCAAGCGCACCUUCUUCGUGACGAAUAACUCGAGCAAGAGCCGAAGACAGUACUGUGUCAAGCUCGAGGGCUUCGGGGUGCAUGGCGUUGGUGUCGAAGACAUCGUCACGUCUGGUUCGGCGAUCGCUGCCUACGUUAAGCUCUCUCAUCCGGAUGUACGGACCGUGUACAUGAUCGGGGAGGAGGGACUCGAAGAGGAGCUUGAGAUGGUUGGGCUGAGGGUCGUGAAGGAGGACGCGAGGCCAGCUCCGGGUAUGACGGAGGACGAGUUUCGUGAGAAUGUCACGGACCCAGAGGUUGGGGCUGUUGUGGUGGGACUGGACACGUCCUUCGGGUUUCGCCAGCUGUGUGUCGCCUCCAGCUACAUCCAGAGCGGGGCUCACUUCUUGGGGACAAACCCGGACGUCGCCGACCGAGUAGGAAGCCUGCUCAUGCCUGGAACAGGGCCUAUGUUGGCCAGCAUACAAACAGCCUCAGGGGUGGCACCAGUGGUCGUCGGCAAGCCCAACCCUCUCCUCAUCCGCCAACUGAUGAACCAGAAUGGCCUCGCAGCAUCCAAGACGCUCAUGGUCGGCGACAGGUUGGACACGGACAUAAUGUUCGGCAACGCCGGAGGGGUUUCCAGCGCGCUGGUGUUGACAGGGGUCAGCGAGAUGUCCGAUGUCGUGGGGCUGCAGGCCGGCGGCGACAAAACGCCCACAUAUCUCUUGGAGAGGUUGGGAGCUUUGUUGCCCGCAGCGACCGAGGCAGCAGCGGCGGCGACAGAAACUUCGGCCGUCGCGAAGAUGUGAACGAAGGAUUUCGAGAGUUUUUUUGGUUUGUGCUUCGCCAUGUGGCUGGGGGGUGCGGACGAGUAUCACUCUCUGUCAGACCGCGGCAUUGCCAUGUUUCUUGUCGAUUGAGGGCAUACGGCACACCCAGAUGAUGAGCACACGACAACGAUACCACGAUACCACGGCUUGAUAGUUUUUGUUGCUCCUGGCUAGAGAAUUUUUUCAGGUUCUUGUACGAAAGUGCCGCUGACGCCCUGUGAAAAGUUGAUACAAUUGCCUCUGGCCAUUAGAGCGUUGGAUCCCUCGGCUUCUUGUUACAAACGCUCUCCUGACUUGGCGGUUGUGGGCUAUAAGAGCCGUGCGUGUGCACGGAUUGCGGCUACUCUUUAGGGAAGAGGCUA
This is a messenger RNA of Ectocarpus sp. CCAP 1310/34, 1596 nucleotides long. Lineage: Eukaryota; Phaeophyceae; Ectocarpales; Ectocarpaceae. The record is from the annotation of a GenBank genome assembly.